Molecule: messenger RNA, 1267 nt
Organism: Globicephala melas (long-finned pilot whale)
Lineage: Eukaryota; Metazoa; Chordata; Mammalia; Artiodactyla; Delphinidae
Source: RefSeq, a predicted model, not a curated record
UAGCGCCAUCUGCUCGCCGCGCCGCCUUCUGCUCCUCCCGCCGCCGCCCUGAGUCACUGCCUGCGCAGCUCCGGCCGCCUGGCUCCCCGUGCUACCCACCGAUAUUUGGCGUUCAUACAACAUGGCAGACAUCGACAGCUUGCCUAGGGUAGUUAAAAGACGCGUGAAUGCUCUCAAAAACCUUCAAGUUAAAUGUGCACAGAUAGAAGCCAAGUUCUAUGAGGAAGUUCAUGAUCUUGAAAGAAAGUAUGCUGUUCUCUAUCAACCUCUAUUUGAUAAGUGAUUUGAGAUCAUUAAUGCCAUUUAUGAACCUACAGAAGAAGAAUGUGAAUGGAAACCAGAUGAGGAAGAUGAAAUUUCGGAGGAGCUAAAAGAAAAGGCCAAGAUUGAAGAUGAGAAAAAGGAUGAAGAAAAAGAAGACCCCAAAGGAAUUCCUGAAUUUUGGUUGACCGUUUUUAAGAAUGUUGACUUGCUCAGUGAUAUGGUUCAGGAACAUGAUGAACCUAUUCUGAAGCACUUGAAAGAUAUUAAAGUGAAGUUCUCAGAUGCUGGUCAGCCUAUGAGUUUUGUCUUAGAAUUUCACUUUGAACCCAAUGAAUAUUUCACAAAUGAAGUAUUGACAAAGACAUAUAGGAUGAGGUCAGAACCAGAUGAUUCUGAUCCUUUUUCUUUUGAUGGACCAGAAAUUAUGGGUUGUACAGGGUGCCAGAUAGAUUGGAAAAAAGGGAAGAAUGUCACUUUGAAAACCAUUAAGAAGAAGCAGAAACACAAGGGACGUGGGACAGUUCGUACUGUGACCAAAACAGUUUCUAAUGACUCUUUCUUUAAUUUUUUUGCCCCUCCUGAAGUUCCUGAGAGUGGAGAUCUGGAUGAUGAUGCUGAAGCUAUCCUUGCUGCGGACUUUGAAAUUGGUCACUUUUUACGUGAGCGCAUAAUCCCAAGAUCAGUGUUAUACUUUACUGGAGAAGCUAUUGAAGAUGAUGAUGAUGAUUAUGAUGAAGAAGGUGAAGAAGCGGAUGAGGAAGGGGAAGAAGAAGGAGAUGAGGAAAAUGAUCCAGACUAUGACCCAAAGAAGGAUCAAAACCCAGCAGAGUGCAAGCAGCAGUGAAGCAGGAUGUAUGUGGCCUUGAGGAUAACCUGCACUGGUCUACCUUCUGCUUCCCUGGAAAGGAUGAAUUUACAUCAUUUGACAAGCCUAUUUCAAGUUUUUUGUUGUUUGUUUGCUCGUUUUUGUUUUUGCAGCCUAAAAUAAAAAUGUCAAAUAUAA